AUGUCGACGGUUUCCGAAGAACCUUUUGCCAUGAAAGCCAUUAGAGUAAGAUCCCCAAACCUCGCCUUGGAAAGCAUUAUCCUGCAUACAUCUCAGUCAACGCGAAGCCAGCGCAUAAAUCCAGCGGGCAGUGGAAAUAUCACCUUGUUCUCGUAUCCCGGCCGGGAGCAGCAGCAGCAGAAAUUCACACCUGCCUCCUACCAAAACGCCUGUGGUACCAGGGAGCUCUAUGGGGAAUGGGGGAAAAGAAAGGGGGAGGUGGAGAGGAAAGGGGAAGGGGCGAGGGAGGAGGGACGCGAAGGAUACUUUUCUUUAACUACUACUCCUACUCCUAUUACGCCUCUUGGUGUACCUACUCCAACUUCUCCUACUCCUCCUGGUAUACCUACUCUUACUCCCCGUAAUAUACGUACUCCUACUCCUCCUAAUCCCCCUGGUUUACCUACUCCUACUUCUCCAACUCCCCUUGGUCUACCUACUCCUACUCCUCCUGGUGUACCUACUCCUGCUCCUCCUACUCCCCCUAGUAUACCUACUCUUACUCUUCCUGCUCCUCCUGGUAUACCUACUCCUCAUACCCCCCCUAGUGUACGUACUCCUACUUCUCCUAUUCCUCCUCAUACUCCUAAUCCUCCUGCUACUCCUGCUGGCAUAUCCUCUCCUUGCCACUCCCAGUCUUCCUGGUAUACCUAG
Macrobrachium nipponense is the source of this 693-nucleotide messenger RNA. RefSeq lists its product as uncharacterized. The coding region runs from base 1 to 693 and encodes 230 amino acids. The transcript has 3 exons. The record is from RefSeq and is a predicted model, not a curated record. NCBI's taxonomy places the organism in Eukaryota, Metazoa, Arthropoda, Malacostraca, Decapoda, Palaemonidae.